Messenger RNA from Coniophora puteana RWD-64-598 SS2, 627 nucleotides. RefSeq names its product DUF866-domain-containing protein. The record is from RefSeq and is a predicted model, not a curated record. Bases 39 to 524 code for a protein of 161 amino acids. Gene Ontology annotation, molecular function: zinc ion binding. Lineage: Eukaryota; Fungi; Basidiomycota; Agaricomycetes; Boletales; Coniophoraceae. The transcript is spliced from 6 exons.
UUCCAAGGUCGACUACUGCUGCCCGGACUCUGGUCAUCAUGGUCCGUCUUCAGCUGUCAAUCAAGGCUGAUUUAGAGAAUGUCACAGAUCUUGUGCCAGCUUCAGACUCGUUUGAGUACUUCUUCCAGGUCAAAUGUAACAGCUGUCAUGAGAUCCACCCGAAGUUUGUUUCUAUGAACCGACUCGAAGAAAGAGAAAUGUCUGGUGGGAAAAACAAUACCGCGCACUUUGUUUGGAGGUGUGGUAAUUGCAAGCGAGAGAGUUCUGCAAAGUUUGAUACCUCGCCGGUCCGACCAUACUCGUCUGCAGCCAAUGGCCAAUUCGCACCUUUGCUGGUUAUAGAGUGCCGUGGUCUAGAAUUCACUGGCUUCGACCCACAGGGUACAUGGAGAUGUGUAGGAGAAGAAUCGGGGACACCAUUUGAAGUUUCACUCGAGGAGGAGGCGGAAUGGAUGGACUACGAUGAGAAGGCAAAACUUCCUGCUGGCGUUUCAAACAUUGAAAGCGAGUGGUCGAGAGCAUAAUCAGACUUAAGCCGUGAAAGCACCAGAACGAGAGCCUAGCGAAAAAAAAUAGCCAUAUAUACAUAAUGCGGUGUGUAUCAACACGAUUCCAAGAUUUUGCCCG